This is a messenger RNA of Rotaria sordida, 858 nucleotides long. Lineage: Eukaryota; Metazoa; Rotifera; Eurotatoria; Philodinida; Philodinidae. The record is from the annotation of a GenBank genome assembly.
AUGGAUGAAACAUUAACUGAUGAAGAAAAAGCAUCAAUUGCACGACGUUUUAUUACUCAUGCACCACCGGGUGAAUUUAAUGAAGUUUUUAAUGAUGUACGAACGCUUCUAAAUGAUGAUUCAUUAGUUCGACGAUCGAUUUCACAAGCUUUUAGUGAAUAUAAUCGAGAUCAAUAUAUUCCAACGAAGAUUCAAAAUUCCGAAUACAAAUGUCUUAUAACCGAUGGCAAUGAUUUAGGUGAUGGUCGAUUUUAUGAUCCACGUACAAGACAAACUUUUAAAUUUGAUCAUUUACGUCGUGAAUCAUCUGAUUAUGAACAUUAUCAACCAGAUGAAAAAUCUGAAACAUGGCGUUUAGCAUUAGAAAAACAACUUACAGAUUAUAUUAAAGAACAUUAUACAUAUGGUUCUUGUAUAGUUAUUGGUGAAAGUGAUGCAGAUACAAUUACAUUAUCAACUUUUAUUGAAAGUCAUAAAUUUGAACCAAAAAAUUUUUGGAAUGGACGUUGGCGAUCAAAUUGGUCAUUAACUUUUAGUAAAGGUCAAUUUACAUGUGAACUAAUUGGACAUGUAAAAGUUCAAAUACAUUAUUUUGAAGAUGGUAAUGUUCAAUUAGUUAGUAAUAAAAAUAUUACAGAAAUCAUUCAACUUCAAGAUGAAAUAAUAACAGCAAAAGAAAUUAUUCGAAUUAUACGUCAAGCAGAAAAUAAUUAUCAACAAGCUGUUAAUGAAAAUUAUCAACUUAUGUCUGAUUCAACAUUUAAAGCAUUACGUCGUCAAUUACCAAUAACAAAAGCUAAAAUUGAUUGGACUAAAAUUACAGCAUAUAAAAUUGGAUCUGAACUUAAAAAUGCUUAA